CUCACUGAUCUCUACCAACCCAAGCUUCUGCGAUUUUGAUUCUGACGCGAACCAGACCGGAAGUGCUGUCCAACGACUGCCUAUACUUACUAGAAACAACGGAAACGUCCUCCCCACUAUCGUUCCGCCUGCGCCGCGGGCAACGGUUCCGUUUCGCGGCCCGGAAGUGCGGCCUUCAAAUUGACAAGCAGGAGGUAGCCACUACUGAGCCUGGUGCCUGAGGAGUCGGAGCAGAUGGCAGCGACAGAGGCAGUGCACCACAUCCACCUCCAGAACUUUUCGCGCUCACUACUGGAGACCCUCAACGGGCAGAGGUUAGGCGGUCACUUCUGCGAUGUGACUGUGCGCAUCCGAGAGGCUUCGCUGCGUGCGCACCGCUGUGUGCUGGCUGCUGGCUCACCCUUCUUCCAGGAUAAGCUGCUGCUUGGCCACUCAGAGAUUCGUGUGCCACCAGUGGUGCCUGCGCAGACAGUGCGUCAGUUGGUCGAGUUCCUGUACAGCGGCUCUCUGGUGGUGGCACAGGGCGAAGCGCUGCAGGUCCUCACAGCAGCCUCUGUGCUUCGCAUCCAGACAGUCAUUGAUGAAUGCACUCAAAUCAUUGCGCGUGCCCGUGUACCCAGUGCACCAGCGCCUCCGCCUCUGCCACCACCCGUGGCCCCUCCACUUGCACCUGCGCAGCUACGCCACCGUCUACGCCACUUGCUGGCUGCUCGCCCACCAGGACAUCCCAAUGCUGCACACAGUCGCAAGCAGCGCCAGCCUGCACGGCUUCAGUUGCCUGCACCCCCGGCACCCAUCAAGGCCGAGGGCCCCGAUGCAGAGCCAGCGCUGACUGCCGCCCCAGAAGACAGAGGUGACGAGGAUGACGAUGAAGAGACAGAUGAAGAAACUGACGCUGAAGAAGGUGAAGGUGGUAGUGGCCCAAGUGAGGGCCAGGAGCCCUCUGCCUUCCCUGACUGUUCAGGAGGCUUCCUUACUACCGAAGCUGACAGUGCUCUUGAGGACCUACCUGCAUCCGCUGCCAUCACUGAUUAUGGUGGUGCUGGGAGAGAUUUCCUUCGGGGGACUACAGUGACCGAGGAUGUGUUUCCAGAUAGUUAUGUGUCAGCUUGGCAUGAAGAAAGCAGCGGGGGUCCAGAAGGUUGUCCAGUGGAAACCUCUGCUCCACCUGACUGUGCCUUGGCUGGGCCUCGCCCAACUGGCGUGAAGACCCCGGGCCCCCCAGUGACUCUCUUUCCCUUUCACCUGGGCGCCCCGGGUCCUCCAGCACCAACACCUUCUACUCCAUCGGGGCCAACCCCUGCGCCCCCACCUACCUUCUACCCUACGCUCCAGCCAGAUGCAGCCCCCAGUGCUCAGCUGGGAGAAACCCCAGCUGUGCUCCCAGCUGUGCCUGCUACUCAGGCCACAGCCAUCUCAAGCGCUCCUCUGCGAGCCCCCGGGGCCCCAGGUGCUGAGCAACCGGCCUAUGAGUGUAGCCACUGCCGCAAAACAUUCAGCUCCAGGAAAAACUACACCAAGCACAUGUUCAUUCACUCUGGGGAGAAGCCACAUCAGUGCGCAGUGUGCUGGCGAUCCUUCUCGCUACGUGACUACCUGCUUAAGCAUAUGGUCACACACACCGGCGUGCGAGCCUUCCAGUGUGCAGUGUGUGCCAAGCGCUUCACGCAGAAGAGUUCCCUCAACGUGCACAUGCGCACACACAGGCCUGAGCGUGCGCCCUGCCCUGCCUGUGGCAAGGUUUUCUCACAUCGUGCCCUGCUGGAGCGGCACCUGGCAGCUCACCCUGCACCUUGAUUAAGAUCCAGCUGCACACCUCACACAGGCACAGUCAGAUGCCUUGGGCAAGGUCCACUCCACUAAAAGGCUUCUGCUACAGAGUACGGACCCUUUCCCUUUUCCACUCUGACCCCAUUUUCCCCAUGGACUUGGGAUUCAGAAUCCUAUUUUCCUCCUACACAUGCUUAUCUUUUCUGGAUGGACAUGACUGGGUAGAAGAUAGUCAGAGACCCUGCCACCUCAGAGACAUAGCCAUUUCCAUUUCCAGGUUGAGCUGGGCACACAGACUCUUGGAACCCGAUGCUGGAUUUGUGCCCCAACCCCUGCCAGGUAUGGUAUCUAGGGCUGUCCUCUGUCCCAGUGCUGGGCUAGAAUUCUCUGACCUCACCCCUAUUUUGGGCCACCCUUCCUUCAUUCAGCAUGAGGGAACCUACUAUGGGACUUUAGGAUUCUGUUCUAAUAAAGGACAUUGGGCCAGUG
Messenger RNA from Psammomys obesus (fat sand rat), 2259 nucleotides. RefSeq names its product zinc finger and BTB domain containing 45 (gene Zbtb45). The record is from RefSeq and is a predicted model, not a curated record. Gene Ontology annotation, biological process: regulation of cytokine production; regulation of immune system process; negative regulation of transcription by RNA polymerase II. The coding region runs from base 235 to 1797 and encodes 520 amino acids. Gene Ontology annotation, molecular function: protein binding. The transcript has 3 exons. Lineage: Eukaryota; Metazoa; Chordata; Mammalia; Rodentia; Muridae.